AUGCACUCGUGCGAAAUGUGCUCACAACCUGACGACACAAAGGUGCCCAUCUUUUCGCUGCCGCAGGAGUGGCUGUGGUGCGAGUCCUGGUGCAGCGACGGCAGCAAGGCCGAGGCGAAGACCAUCGACCUGUGCAACAACCCUCAGGUAACAAAUCACAUGAAAUCGCCAACCGUGUUCCGGCGGCGUCGGCUGUCUGUCUGCUGCCUGCCUGCUGCUUCUUGGCCGCGAGACGGACGCGCUCGGUUUUUCGUCGUGGUGCCGAAGCUUGUUUUACACACCACUUUUCAUCUCUAG
Ectocarpus siliculosus is the source of this 297-nucleotide messenger RNA. Lineage: Eukaryota; Phaeophyceae; Ectocarpales; Ectocarpaceae. The record is from the annotation of a GenBank genome assembly.